AUGUUUGGUGCGUUCAAAUCGACGCUUGCCGCCCAGGGAGGCUACCUUUGGAAGAAGGCCCCCCGGCUUUCCAUGCCCCAGAAAUCCCGGUUGAAGCAGCGCAUGAGGCUCGUGGACCAGAACAUCGAUGUCUUGUACCAGUCCUUGAAGGCGGCCGGCGAGGAGACCACCAACUGCAAGAAAAUCGACGCCCUCUACUUCAACUUGCCUAGGGAGAAAGACAUGGUGGCUCGGGACAAGUACACGACUUUCGACAAGAAGGUCAAGGGAUACAGAAAGUCCGUGCACUUGGUGCCAAAAUGGACCAGGACCACCUUCCGGGAAAACCCAAAAUACUUUUAG
Messenger RNA from Metschnikowia bicuspidata var. bicuspidata NRRL YB-4993, 342 nucleotides. RefSeq names its product mitochondrial 54S ribosomal protein mL60. The transcript has a single exon. The record is from RefSeq and is a predicted model, not a curated record. The coding region runs from base 1 to 342 and encodes 113 amino acids. Gene Ontology annotation, cellular component: mitochondrial large ribosomal subunit. Gene Ontology annotation, molecular function: structural constituent of ribosome. NCBI's taxonomy places the organism in Eukaryota, Fungi, Ascomycota, Pichiomycetes, Serinales, Metschnikowiaceae.